AUGCUAGUAAAUCAGGACUCGCGCUUUGUGGUAAACCGGCUAAGAACCGGGGAGAUGGUCAUCACCGCACCCCGUGGCCUUCCCGCACAAAAUGAGGCGCUUCUCAUCGAGUGCUUCUUUCCAAACGAAGGUACGCGAAUUGCAUCGGUGCUGAUAAAGACCACAGCUGGUGUCAUCCCGUGUUUGGAGGGUUUUCGCUGUAGUGAUGGGUCCUGUAUUUCGUCUUGGCAGCGGUGCGAUGGUCAGGUGAACUGCGCUGAUGGCCUCGACGAGGCGAACUGUUCUUGCGGAAGAGUAAUGAUUGAGCCUGAGAGGAUUGUUCGACGUCCGUGGGAGGCCUUUAAUUUUACCUGUACGGCCUCCGAUCAACAGCGUCCAAUUGUUGCCCUCAGGGACACUUACACGCAGAUCGAUGGAAUUUCCGGACUUAUCGUGGAUCGGCCCUCUGAAAGCACAAUCACCGUCACUGCUGGCCAUGGCCUUCGAGAAGUCCAUGGAAAUAUGACGUUUGAGUAA
Molecule: messenger RNA, 516 nt
Organism: Hydatigera taeniaeformis
Lineage: Eukaryota; Metazoa; Platyhelminthes; Cestoda; Cyclophyllidea; Taeniidae
Source: the annotation of a GenBank genome assembly